Molecule: messenger RNA, 1050 nt
Organism: Alternaria infectoria
Lineage: Eukaryota; Fungi; Ascomycota; Dothideomycetes; Pleosporales; Pleosporaceae
Exons: 3
Coding region: 1-1050 (349 amino acids)
Source: RefSeq, a predicted model, not a curated record
AUGGUCCCCCGAAAUCCACUCAAGACCAAGGCUAAGGCAAUCUCAUUUGCGAAUGACAAAGAGAUAGAAGAGCUUGAGACUAAGCUGCGUGCACUUCAAAGCACGCGAAGCACACUUCAGCGCAAGAAGCGAAGCUUGAAUACCAACUUCGGCAAGUCAACUGAUGACUACACCUGCAUAUUGAACCGCCAGUUCGCCGCCGAGAUGUUCGAACGUCUCUCUGCCCGCGAAUUGCGAGACAUGGUUUACUUCCAUCUCAUGGGUGGGGCUCCAGAUGUCAGCAUCAUACAACGCGGAAAGGACCUGCCCGAUAACGAAGGAAACUGGUACUACUUCCACGUUGAUCACAGUGACCGUCGCGGCCAGGCUCGCGUUCUCGACAACAAAUUUGCGCACUACUUUAAAGAGAAGUAUAUGGGAAAGGAAUUCAUGAUCGAAUUCGCGGAAGAGUUCAACAGGCAUGCCUCCUACAACGUCUGGCACAUCGAUGACGUUCCUUUCCUACUUGGUGUUGGCCCCUUGAGAGACGCGCCCUUCCGACCCCUCGAUUUCCUCCGAACGCUUUCAGUCGACAUAUUCAUUCCCAUCCCCUACCAUCUUGUCCCACCUGGCCGGGACUAUAUGGAUUUUGCGCAACGCCCCCAGGACUAUGUGAUAGCUCGUCACAUGACAGCAGAGGCUAAUUUAAAGAGGGAACGCUUCGAGAGCCAGGUGAGUUGGCUUGGCGAUCUCGCGGCAACAGCACAAGUUUCCAGAAUGAGCGUCACACUUAAUGUCAGUGUGCGGACGAAGAUUGCGCUUUACAGGUACAAAGCUGUACUGCUCCCGCAUAUCCAAACGCUUGUCGAAAAGGAUUGCAAGGUCGUUGUUUCGUACGAGAAGCGGGGCAGGAACGUAUACCCGCAGCCGGGGGAUACCGAAACAGUUAACUAUGAUCGGAGCAUGUUGCUGUCAGCGGGCCAGGUGGAAGCUGCUAUCGCCGCUCCUUUCGAAAGUCCCCCUGAUAAAUUUACUCUAGAAACCAUUUUUUCACCCAAGCGCGCAUGUUAG